AUGCGAUCCAUAUCGGCUUUUCUGUUGUGUCUCGCCUCAUUGCUUCCUCCUCAAACCUACGCUGAAUCAUGUUCACCAAUAGCUAUCAGAAAAGUCGCCCCUGGUUCGCACGAUAAGCUCCUUCGGGAGCAUCUCGCAUUCGCACCACUGCACGUUCUUACUCCGCGCGAAGCUGCCGCUGCUGCCAUAUCAUUUCUUGACGAGCAAGAUGACGAACUUCUGAGCCUCAAUGGCACAGAGCGCUUCUACCGUCCAGCGUUUGCCCCUCAUAGUGAAGAGUCUCACGAGAGCCUGCUGCGCCGAGCCGCAGAGGCAUUGGCGUUGCUGCAGAGGAGGUCGUCUUGUCCCAAGGGGAUGAACAGCUGCUCUGACAUUGACUCCGAAGUCAAGUGCUGUCAGGAGGGGACGUAUUGUGUGAAUGUUGGAAAUACUGUGGCGGGAGGCAUCGCGUGCUGUCCUGACGGUGCGUCUUGUGGUGGAGGUGUUGGGGCGUGUCCUGAUGGAGCUACGAGCUGCUCUGCAGAGCUUGGCGGAGGGUGUUGUAUUCCGGGAUAUGUUUGCCAAGGGCUGGGCUGCGUCCCAAGUGCUGUUGCUACGCAGACGAGAACCGCAACUCAAGAUCAAACGACAGUCCUCACAACUUCUGAGGAACCCACAGUCGAGCCUACUACCAAAACAGAACCAGAGGUUGAGACAACUGCAGAGCCUACAACGGCUUCCGAAGCUGGAACCACAGCCGAGACUGAAACUGAAACCGAGUCUGGCACAGAAGAUAGUACUGAGACCGCGACUCCUACAGCUACAGGCUCAGCCACUGGCAUCGCUCCCUACCGCCCAACUGGCACCUCGGUAACAUCAAGCGACGAUGGAGAGACCCAAACAGGCUGCCCCACGGGCUUCUACGGCUGUCUCGCCACUCACGGCGGCGGAUGUUGUCGAACAGGUCGAAACUGUGAUGUUCACGAUUGCCCUGCUCCUUCGACAACUAUCGUCUCAGACGGCGCAACUGUCGUCGUCCUUGCAACCGAUGCUCCACCUGCUCCAGGACCCUCAUCAACUUGCGCAGAUGGCUGGUUCCUCUGUGGUCGAGAUGCCGGCCCUGUGGCUGGAUGCUGUCCAGAUGGAUAUGACUGCGGCACGGCGAGUUGCUUCACGGCACAGGCCAGUGAAACCGGCCGUGUACAGAAGGAGUUUCCUAAAGCCGAUGCAGCCAGCUAUGAGAAGCCCGCUAUCACAGUGGUGAUGAUGGUGAUGCUGUGUAUUGCGCUUGUAUGA
Molecule: messenger RNA, 1275 nt
Organism: Fusarium redolens
Lineage: Eukaryota; Fungi; Ascomycota; Sordariomycetes; Hypocreales; Nectriaceae
Exons: 2
Coding region: 1-1275 (424 amino acids)
Source: RefSeq, a predicted model, not a curated record